Andrographis paniculata is the source of this 2885-nucleotide messenger RNA. Its product is annotated as oligopeptide transporter 4-like. Gene Ontology annotation, biological process: transmembrane transport. The transcript has 6 exons. Lineage: Eukaryota; Viridiplantae; Streptophyta; Magnoliopsida; Lamiales; Acanthaceae. The coding region runs from base 366 to 2618 and encodes 750 amino acids. The record is from RefSeq and is a predicted model, not a curated record. Gene Ontology annotation, molecular function: oligopeptide transmembrane transporter activity.
UAGUUUGCAGUUUGCAUUGAGAAAUGGAUUUCCUCUCUGCUGGUUCGAUGAUCCAAGUCCGUGUCCAUCUUCAACACGAUUCUUGAUUAUGGUUUCUUCCGCUGUAACUAACAGAUUCGUAGCACGAUGGAUGACCCCUGGAAUUUCCCAAUUUAGUGCAGGUGCAGGUGCAGGUGCAGGUGCGGUGCUCAUUCAUGCAUGACUCGUCUUCCUAAAUUUCUGCCUGCGGAAAAGCUCAACGGAUUCCGGAAAUAUCGAAAAUUCUGAGAGAUUCUUGCAUAUUUGGUUCAAGUAGCGAUAGCUAAUAAGUAGAAAUUUCGAGUUCGGAAGAGGUUUGCUGCUGUACCGUACGUCCUCCAACUCCAAUGGCGUCCUUGGAAAUAGACUCCGAGAAGAGCGUCGGAAACUCGAAAUGGAGAGAAAACAACGACGGCGGCGACGCCGACGACGACGAGGAAGUCUCCCCAGUGGAAGAGGUUCGUCUAACUGUGCCGAACACGGACGAUCCAACCUUACCUGUUUGGACGUUCCGGAUGUGGUUUUUGGGGCUGGCUUCCUGCGUGCUGCUGUCGUUUCUCAACACAUUCUUCAGUUACCGCGACGAGCCGCUCGUUAUCACCAUGAUAUCCGUGCAAGUGGCGACUCUGCCUCUCGGACGGUUCAUGGCAAAGGUGCUGCCGACGACCAAAUUCCGGCUGCCAGGGUUUGGUUCGCGGCAGUUUUCGUUGAAUCCUGGGCCGUUUAACCUCAAGGAGCAUGUUCUCAUUUCGAUUUUCGCCAAUGCUGGUUCCGCAUUCGGCAGUGGUUCUGCUUAUGCAGUGGGGAUUGUGGACAUCAUCAAGGCUAUUUAUAAAAGGAGCAUCUCAUUCUCCGCUAGCUGGAUCCUUGUAAUCACUACUCAGGUUUUGGGGUAUGGAUGGGCAGGGAUUCUGAAGAAGUAUGUGGUGGAGCCUGCUGAAAUGUGGUGGCCUAGCAGUCUUGUACAAGUUUCUCUCUUUAGGGCCCUUCACGAAAAGGAUAGCAGUAAAUACUCUAGAGCUCGAUUCUUUAUGAUUGCUCUUGCUUGCAGCUUUUCAUGGUACGUUGUCCCUGGCUACCUCUUCCAGACCCUGUCCUCUCUUUCAUUGCUGUGCUUGAUCUUUCCCAAGUCUGUGAUCGCCCAACAAAUCGGUUCCGGCAUGCAAGGACUGGGAGUUUCUUCCAUAACAUUUGAUUGGGCAGUUGUGGCAUCAUUCCUUGGAAGCCCUUUGGUCUCUCCUUUCUUCGCCAUCUUAAAUGUUUUUGUAGGCUAUUUUGCUGUCGUGUACAUCAUGGUUCCGAUUGCCUACUGGGGUUUGAACACCUACAACGCAAAGACAUUCCCCAUCUUUUCCUCUGAACUAUUUGAUCGCCACGGCCAGAUAUAUAAUGUAUCCGCUAUUGUGAACAAAAAGUUUGAGUUCGACUUGCAAGCAUACAAUAAGCUGGGGCAUAUAAACCUGAGCACCUUCUUUGCUUUGACAUAUGGCCUUAAUUUUGCAGCAGUGGUGGCUACUCUCACUCAUGUCAUCAUGUUCAAUGGAAAGGAAAUCUACGAGCGCUAUAAAGCUUCGCACAAAGGAAAGGCGGACAUCCAUACAAGACUAAUGAGGAAAUACAAAGACAUCCCAAAUUGGUGGUUUCACUUGAUGCUUGUUGUGUCCUUAGCUGUGUCUCUUGCUAUGUGUAUAUUCAUGAAGGACCAAGUUCAGCUUCCAUGGUGGGGGCUUUUAUCUGCAUCAGGCCUUGCAUUAGUCUUUACGCUCCCUAUAAGCAUAAUAACAGCCACAACAAAUCAGACACCAGGCCUCAAUGUUAUCGCAGAAUACAUCAUGGGAAUUAUAUAUCCAGGAAGACCAAUCGCCAAUGUCUGCUUCAAAACCUACGGCUACAUAAGCAUGAGCCAAGCAGUUUCUUUCCUCAACGACUUCAAACUAGGCCAUUACAUGAAAGUGCCUCCGCGAUCCAUGUUCAUAGUUCAGCUAGUAGGAACAAUCAUCGCCGGAACAGUCAACAUGGGCGUGGCAUGGUACCUCCUGACAAGCAUCGAGAACAUCUGCCAGAAACAGCUGCUUCCCCCUAACAGUCCAUGGACCUGUCCAGGCGACCGUGUCUUCUACGACGCAUCCGUCAUCUGGGGCUUAAUUGGUCCAAUGCGAAUCUUCGGGCCCGGGGGGAACUACAGCGCCCUCAACUGGUGCUUCAUUGGCGGCGCGGUGGCUCCCAUCCUGGUGUGGCUGGUACACAAAGCAUUCCCCAAGCAGAAGUGGAUAAAACUGAUAAACAUACCGGUGAUCCUGGGAGCAACGGCGGCGAUGCCCCCGGCAUCAACCCUGAACUUCAACAGCUGGAUACUUAUCGGUACGAUCUUCAACCUGUUUGUUUUCAGGUACAGGAAGAAGUGGUGGCAGAAAUACAACUAUGUGCUGUCAGCAGCACUGGAUGCAGGGCUGGCAUUCAUGGGGGUGGUGCUGUACUUCUGCCUGGGGAUCGAAAAUGUGCAUAUAUCAUGGUGGGGAUCUCAGGGGGAGCAUUGUGACUUAGCUUCAUGCCCUACUGCUAAAGGUAUCGUUGUCGAUGGCUGCCCUAUUGUGCACUAGCUCUGUUGUGUUAGAUCACAUCUAUUAUGCCAUUUCAUAAUUGAAUUGAAUCACUAGGUUUUACAUGAAAAUGGUGAUGAAUUGUAUCCUUCUUUUGUUAUGCUCAUCAAAUAGGUAUUUUGCUUCUGGUAUAAAUAUGUUAAGAAUAUCGAUGUUCUCCGGGGGAGGGGUCUUAUAAAGAUCGUUCCCGGGGUUCUUGGGAUGAAUUUUUGAUUGUGUGCUGACUUGAUUUUAAACUUGUGUUGCUGAACGGGUACAAAAUAUAUC